This is a messenger RNA of Electrophorus electricus (electric eel), 1563 nucleotides long. It is a transcript of the gene eif5a, whose product is annotated as eukaryotic translation initiation factor 5A. Gene Ontology annotation, biological process: positive regulation of translational elongation; positive regulation of translational termination. The record is from RefSeq and is a predicted model, not a curated record. NCBI's taxonomy places the organism in Eukaryota, Metazoa, Chordata, Actinopteri, Gymnotiformes, Gymnotidae. Gene Ontology annotation, molecular function: RNA binding; translation elongation factor activity; ribosome binding.
UUUUAGUAACUCUUGGAAGACGUUUGUCAGCUGCAACAACUGCUGAAAAUUGUGAGGAUUAUCUGUGCGGUUACAGUGCCCUUUGAUUAGACCCCAUCAUGGCAGAUCCAGAUCUUGAUUUCACUAGUGGAGAUGCUGGGGCCUCUGUGACCUACCCACAGCAGUGCAGUGCCCUGCGCAAGAACGGAUUUGUGGUCCUGAAAGGUCGUCCCUGCAAAAUUGUUGAAAUGUCCACUUCAAAGACUGGCAAGCAUGGUCAUGCAAAGGUUCACCUGGUUGGUAUCGACAUUUUCACUAAUAAGAAGUAUGAAGAUAUUUGUCCCUCUACCCACAAUAUGGAUGUACCCAACAUAAAGAGAAAUGACUUCCAGCUGGUUGACAUCAAUGAAGGGUAUCUUUCCCUUAUGAUGGACAAUGGUGAUGUGCGUGAGGACCUUCGUGUUCCAGACGGUGACUUGGGCAAGGAAAUUGAAGGCAAACAUACUGCUGGGGAAGAUAUGAUGAUUACUGUGCUCUCAGCUAUGGGGGAGGAGGCUGCAGUGGGCAUUAAGGCCUUUACCAAAUAGGAAGAAGGACUGGGCUGCUCAGGCUGCAACAUGCAUCACCUUAACAAAUUUCCUGCUUUUUGGUUUGGUUUUGUCACCAAAGCUAUGGCCUUCACAAGCAACCUCAUUUUUUUUUGUUUGUUGCGAUUGUACUCCCUUUUUCUUCUCCUUCAAAUACUGUGCUGGACUUUUAACAACUUACUCUUGUUAGGUUGUUUUGGCAUUCCCUCGGGUCAUAGGUUUCGUUUUAUUCUUUUAGGUUUUUCCCUUCAUUCCACUUUAUUUUGCCUUCAAGAUGUUGGUCUGGCCACUUACAUUCCUGGAUGUUAAACAAAUGGAAUCCAUUUUUGUCUUUUAUUUUAUAUAUGUACACAUGCGUGCGUGCACACAUUACAUGGAUAGUGUGCAGAAUUUAUGCCUUUUGGGGGAAAUGUGCAUGAGUUUUAAAGAAGGGGAAGAAAGGCCCUUACUGACACUUACCUGAUUUUUAUCCCACCCAACACCCCCUCCUCUCUUAUGGGUGCCAUACCUUUUGCUUAACAAUUUAUUCCAUAUAUGCACUAAGGUCAUUUCUUUCAACAUUGAAUGCCUUUUUCCCAAAGUAAGAUGUGUACUGGUAGUUAGCACUUUGUAGUACUUGCAGUACUUUGAGUACUACCAGAAACAUUUUGAAUUUCCCCCCUUCAUAAAAUCACUAAUUCACACCAGUGAAAUUUCUAAAUGCCAGUCUCCAUUGUAUAGAAGUGGAAAGAAGAAUGUGAUGGCCAUGUGCGAGUACCUCUGUAAUGCAAUAGCAGCCAGCCUGGUCUUGGCUGUGAUUGACAACCAUAAAUAAAGUGUUGAAGCCUGUAUUUGUCUCCAGUAAAAAGGUGUUUAUGGAUGUUUUACCAGCAUUUGCAGGGUGUUUUUCUUUCCACUGGACCCAGUAUUUGGUAUGAUGUGUGAUUGGUUGAAAACUCUGUUCACUUGAGGCCUUUGUCUCAGCCAUGGCAAAAAUAAAUAUAAAAUUAAACAAUAA